Molecule: messenger RNA, 1035 nt
Organism: Trypanosoma grayi
Lineage: Eukaryota; Euglenozoa; Kinetoplastea; Trypanosomatida; Trypanosomatidae
Exons: 1
Coding region: 1-1035 (344 amino acids)
Source: RefSeq, a predicted model, not a curated record
AUGGAUGCCUUACCACAGGAUGACUUUCUUUUGCGGCAGCGUGAGAAACUACUCGCGAAUGCCGCGUGGAUUCAGCGACAGCAGUUGCAGUUGCAGGCACAGCGGGGGAUCCUGCCGAAUGACGGCGAUGACAGUAAAAAUGAUUUUGUUGCAGAUACCGGGAAGAGUGUUGAUCCCAACAUAAAUACACCGAGGCAACCACAGCAAGAGGAGCCGCCGCAGCAGCAACAAGAAUACUGCGGUGAGGAAGGCGCCCAAAACACAGCGGGGACAUCCUCCCCCGGCCCGCGGCAACCGUCGGUCGGGAGUGCAUCGGUGCGCACACCAAGUCAUCGUCAAGGCGUCGAUGGAAAGAGCCCGGGGGCUCUGCGGAGUUGCGCGGGCUGUCCAGACUCCUUCGUGACGCUGCGGGGGGGAUCCGCUCUGCGGGUGCAGCAGCGCAACACACUGUGGCAGCUUCGCCGCGAGCAGAAGCUGGAGGAGCAGCGCAUGCUGAAUGUGGAGGACUUCUCCGAGUACACUUUCAGCCCGGAACUCUGCCGACACCCGGGGAACGCGCCCGCCCCCGGCGCCGCAGCGGCCUCGCCAGGCGUUGAGAGGUUUGUGCAGCGGCAUCGGCGCGCCCGGCAGCUCGCGUGCGAGAAGGAGGCGCGGGGCCGUGGCGACGGCUCCAAGUGGACGUACAGCCUUACCGUCGCAGAGCCCUUCCUGCUGGGGCAGCGGCAGGUGGUAGACGCGCUGCGCCCGCCGGUGCAGGGCGUACCGGGUACGGUUUGUGAGCUCAUUGCGCCACAGGACCUGGAGCCGCCACGCACCGCAACAGGAACGCCAGUGAUUAUUAGUACUGCUGCACCUCGCGGCGCAGCGACAACCACAACAUCAUUCUCACCUCUAAUUUCAUCGUCUUUCUCGCUAGAAGCUGUUGCGGCGGAGGCAGGGGUGGUGCUGCCGCCACGCGGGGCCUUUAGCUCAUGGUGUGCACUGCAGUUCUGCGGCAGCGAACAGAGCACUGAUGUCAGGACCACACCUUGCUAA